Molecule: messenger RNA, 3908 nt
Organism: Labrus mixtus (cuckoo wrasse)
Lineage: Eukaryota; Metazoa; Chordata; Actinopteri; Labriformes; Labridae
Gene: meak7
Product: MTOR associated protein, eak-7 homolog
Exons: 9
Coding region: 12-1418 (468 amino acids)
Biological process (GO): TOR signaling
Source: RefSeq, a predicted model, not a curated record
UGCCGAGCAUCAUGGGGAACACAGAGAGUGUGGUGGUGCAGAAGCGACUGGCCCGCUUCCGCCCAGAGGAGCGGCCUGUGGUUGAGGGGGUUUUCGACAAACUCCAGGGCAAUACUGGGGGUGCUGCGGGAUCCUCAGGGAAGACAGUCACAGGAAAGGCCAUGACGCUUGAGAUGCUGCAGUCCUCGAUGGGCGGCCUGGCAUCUGACUCCAUGGUCAGGAGGAUCUACCAGUGCAUGUGCAGUAUUGACCCUGGACUGGCAGCAGCAGGAUCAUCUGGGAAGACCAGCACCCCUUCUUCCUCUGGAGUCAUUCGAGAGCAGUUGGUCAUCUUUCUGGCAGACACGCUGCGAGGCACUGCAGAAGAACGGGCUCCUCUUGUUAUGGCCAUGUCACAGUGUGGCGUCGCAGUGCCGUCAGCCGUCACAUGUGAGCAGGUAGCAGAGUUCCUACAGGACCUGAUUUCUGCUGUAGUUCAGAUUCUGGUCCACAGAGGGCGUCUGCAGGGCUGGCAUCCAGAGAGAAUGGGUGAUGGUUCACUGGGUGUCAAACUACUAGCAGAGCAGAUGUGUUCUGAACUCAAACCCUCAGAUCAGGGACUUUGUGAUGUUUCGUGUCUAGAGGACUGGAUCUUCAGGGUCUCUCAGGUGUCAUUGUACAUUGAGAUGCUGGUAGCUGAGGGCCUGAAUGUGUCCCUGAGCGGCCGGCCGACCCCCACCCUACUGCCCCCCUGCAGAGAGACACCGUGGAAAAACUUGAGGUGUAUGCUGGACCUCCCUACCUUAAUGUUUCUUGCACCACAGUUGCCAGACAGCUACAGCGCCCCCUGGAGGCUUGUGUUUUCCACACAGCUGCAUGGAGAGAGCUUUACCCGGAUGGUGGCCGGCCUGAUGAAGCGUGGGCCCACAUUGCUGCUUCUCAAAGACACAAAGGGACAUGUUUUUGGCGGCUUUGCAUCCCACGCCUGGGAGGUCAAACCUCAGUUCCAGGGUGACUCCAGAUGCUUCCUGUUCACGGUGUUUCCCACACUGAGAGUUUAUACGGCAACAGGAUACAACCAACAUUUCAUGUACCUCAACCAGAACCAGCAGACCAUGCCGAACGGACUGGGCAUGGGCGGUCAGCAUGGAUACUUUGGCCUGUGGCUGGACAGUGAUUUUGGCCGGGGUCACAGCCGUGCACGGCCUAAGUGCACCACCUACGGCAGCCCUCAGAUCUCUGGAGAGGAGGAUUUCACGCUGGACCUGAUGGAAGUGUGGGCGGUCGGCAAACCCCCAGAACCAGAGGAGGGCGAAGAGGGGCAGGGAAAGAAGAGUAUCCUGGAUGUGGAUCCAGAGGUCCAGGCCAUGAUGGAAAUGGCUGGGAAGACUCUGCACAGUCAGGGUCUUAGAGAGCCCGAGGAAGACGAGGACCAGUGACUGGAAACAGGGAGAUAGACCAAAACAAUUCUGAUGUAUUGAGGCUCCUCCUGGUACGGACACGAGUAUAGAUGUAAUCAUCUGACACGGCUGAAUAACCGCCACUUCUGACUUUAAGACACGCCUCUGAUACCCACAGUGAUUACAGGUUUUCUGUCUUUCAUCAUGCUCAGACACUUCUGCUCCUCUUAAUGACCCACGAGGCUUCUUGUGUAAGAUGGUUUUUCAAAUCGUAGUCUUACUUACAAUUCUUGACCACAGAUGAGAGUUGGAACAUAUGUCACCUGGUAAAUCAAACGUUUUCCUUUCUCCCCUAAUCACAAAGGUUUGGUUCAUCACCUGCAUUACCGGUUAACACAUUUGUACAACAUUUUCAAACAAGAGUUCUCCAUGGGUCUGCUUUCAAUGAUGAAGGAAUCCUCUUAGAAUAACUUAGGAAAAAUUUUAAUUUGAGAAUCAGAACUUCUGCGUAAAUGUGUUUCUUGCUGAAGCAUUGAAAAUCCCUGCGUCAGGGUCUCCAGUUUUUAUUCUGAGCUGUUGUUGAUAAUUAUGAGUAUUUAAUAAACUUAUGAACUUCUUCCAAAGUGAUACAUUGAAGUUAUUCAGAGAAUUCCUCAAAUACAAAGCAGUAAAGGGACUCUAAAUACUUCAACUCAAACUGUGGAGAAGCUUUAUUUAUAUAUAUUAUACAAACCACUCUAGCAGACCUGAAUGAGUGUAUGUCUGAGAUAAGAAGGACCUGGGAUCUGGGUCUGUUAUAGACCUGACAUAUAGUACCAGGUGAUUUCAAUCAGGUUUGAUGUGUACAACAUUGUCUCAGGUGUCUAUUUUUAUUUUAUUUUGUUCAAUUGUUAAUUAUUGUCUUGUCAUCUUUUUGGACAUUUUAGAAACAGUAUCUAAAGGAAGUCCAGACAGGUUGGCCCAAAAGGUUUGACCUGUUUAUGAUAAUUUUCCUGAAAGCUUGGAGCAGAAAAAAAAACAGCAAGAGACAGCGACAAAUGUGCUCUGCCUCACUUGAGAGUCAGAACGGGUCCACAUGAGAACGUCAUUCGUCAUCUACUUUUUCUCUGCCAUUCUUGUGUAAUGAAGCAAGCAGAUAUGUGACCAGUGAGGUGACAAGACUGACAGGGAGGAUCAUCCAGUGUAUUUAUAUUAAAGUAGAAUAUUUAAUUUAUGACUUUUGUCUGGGAUGUACAGGGCAUUAAAAAAACCCUGCUUCUUAAAGAUUACCUCCCCUACCUUAAAGUUCAUUUCACUCUGUGACAAAGAUAUCACAACAUUUAACAGAUCUGGGACCCUGAUAUGAUGCGACACACCCCAGACUCAAAUGCAACCAUACAAUGUGAACCCAGGACGAUGCAUCAGUCAUAAAUCAUUUUCUUUAAGGUCCUGUUUAGACCUUUAUGCAGUAGUAUUAUCAGUUUGUACAGUAGUGCUGUAGAAAGUGUGUGUAAAACCAGUUCAAAAAUAGAGCUUCUGCAGUGGUACACCAAUUAAAGUGCAGGGACCAGAGGAGAGUUUCUUCAUGCUUUAUUUCUCAACAACUUGAUUCCACUUGUGACAAGCGUAGUAGUCAGAUGAUUUAACUCUUAAAGAAAAAGGAAAACAAUAAUCAGGGCCACACCAGUAAAUCAAAUUAAGUAGUAACUAAACAAUCUCAUAAAUGCACAAAAUCAUAUAUUUACACAUCAAGUACUCACUCAAAUAAUGCAGCUAUCAGAGUCACAAUAGAGUUGUCAGCCUGUCAUGCAGCUCAGCAGUGUGAAGCAAACAAAAGGAGUGAGCAUGGCCUGCUGCAGGCCUCUUAAUUGCUCAGGUGUGGCCUGAUUGGUUAAGACUAGGCUUAAAGGGGAAGUGGGAUCUGCAACAAGUGCUGUUGAAAAUGUGUUCAUUUUCUCUCAGAGUAAUUUCACUUGAACACAGUACCUAAAGUUGACUGAGGACACUAUGUGUGUGUGUGUGUGUGUGUGUGUGUGUGUGUGUGUGUGUGUGUGUGUGUGUGUGUGUUGAUGUGUCUUAUAUUUCUUGGUUGACAUUGCCCAUUAGCUCAGUCAGUGUGUCUUUAUUUGAACAUGUGUGACUGUAUAAUGUUGUCUUAACAAGAAGAGCUGCAUAUUGAGAUCUCUUAUUCUGUUAGUGAAAAACAGCUGCUCAGAGUGUGAAAGGCUGUAUUCACCUCCUGAUCUGCUAUCAUGCAAAUAACUGAGGAAAGUUACACAUGCAAAUCUCUGUCAUAUAAUCCUACAGCAGUUCACACGAAGGAGUGUAGGACACAGCCCCAUGCAGAAUGUGUGUACUUGUUUUUAUAUUUGUGCAUGGGAAUUCUUUAUUUAGAGAGAUGGAUCUUUUUUUCAGUAUAUAUAGUAUUAGAUAAACGCCCACUUCAACUCAGUGUGCUUUUCUUUUCUGAUUGGUAUCUGGUGCUCUGGUGAUUUGACAUUAUCCCAUUGGCGCUAUACAAACAAAUAAAGAUUGAUUGCUUUAACCUUU